This is a messenger RNA of Cyphellophora attinorum, 873 nucleotides long. Its product is annotated as 3-oxoacyl-[acyl-carrier-protein] FabG. Gene Ontology annotation, molecular function: oxidoreductase activity. The transcript has 2 exons. Bases 1 to 873 code for a protein of 290 amino acids. Lineage: Eukaryota; Fungi; Ascomycota; Eurotiomycetes; Chaetothyriales; Cyphellophoraceae. The record is from RefSeq and is a predicted model, not a curated record.
AUGACUCUCAAAGGAGACGAGAUACCAACGUCGACGCCCGCGGUGUCGUCACCGCCGGUCAAGCAUGUCCUGAUUUCUGGUGCCGCCCAAGGCAUAGGCCGCUGCCUGACCCGGCACUUCCUCCAAAAGGGCCACAAAGUCUUCAUCCUCGACUUCAACGAAGAAGAAAUCAAGCACACCGUCGAAGUCCACCUCAAAACAUACUUCGACGACAAGAAACUCAGCUAUACGCUGUGCAACCUCCGUAGCAUCCCCGACAUCCGACGCGCCGCCACCGAAGCCGCGAAAUUCUUCGGCGAGCGCAUCGACGUCCUCAUCAACAACGGCGGCAUCAGCAGCCCCUACUGGAAAGACGGCAAAGCGAUGGACGACUUCUCCACCUCCGACGAAUGGACGGCAUAUGUCGAAACCAACCUAACCGCCCCAUUCCACCUCAGCCAAGCCUGCCUCCCCUACAUGAAAGCCUCCAAGAACCGCGAGCUCCGCAAACAGCAACGCGAGGGCUCGAGCCCGUGCAUCAUCCACGUCUCCUCGUUCCGCAUGCUGCAAUCCGACCCGAAUCAGGAGGGCUACGCGUCCACGAAAUCCGGCCUGAUUGGCCUCACGCACAGUAUGGCGGUCAGCCUCUCGGAGUUCGCGAUCCGCGUCAACUUGAUCGCUCCGGGAAGGAUCAGGGUGGCGCACGAGAGUAAAGCGGGCGAUGAGCAGGGGUUGAAGUGGUCGAAUGAGGAGGACGAUGCGCAGAAGUUUGCGGCAAAUCGCGGUGGGAUGCCGGAGGAUAUUGCGGAUUGCGCGGAGUGGUUGAUUGGGGCUGGGUUUGUGACGGGGCAGAGCAUUACUGUUGAUGGAGGCGCGACUAUGCAGAAGCGGUGA